Molecule: messenger RNA, 675 nt
Organism: Brenthis ino (lesser marbled fritillary)
Lineage: Eukaryota; Metazoa; Arthropoda; Insecta; Lepidoptera; Nymphalidae
Source: the annotation of a GenBank genome assembly
AUGUACCGACCGAAUUUCUACGAGAGCACGUGCUUCAGGUGCAACGAGAUAGUGUACCAAGUGGACCGAGUCGGUCCCUUGAAAGACUUCACCUUCUUUCACAGCGGCUGCUUUAAAUGCGCUGUGUGUGGGACCAAGCUUACAUUAAAGACAUACUAUAACAAUCAGCACUGGACAGAAGAUAAAGAAGUUUACUGUUCGAGUCACGUCCCAAAGAUCGGCCCAGGACAUUUGGAUAACUCUUCAGUGGGCAUACGAAGUGCUCUGAAUGUACCCAAAAGCAAUAACUACGUAAAUGAACAGAUAAGGGGACAUGCGAGGAACAGCCAUGAAACAGAAUUAUCACCAACUCGCGCGACCAACGGCAGCAGCGUACACGCUUCACCCGCGCGUGAGUUGUCGCGAGACACACCUGACUACCAAUAUGGUCGCUUCGACGCCAGCGCCCUACAUAUUGCGCACGCGCUCAAACAAACAGAACUGCAAAAAGCGUAUCAUAGACCGAGAGAGAAGCCUAUUGAUUGUUAUUUGUGCAUCAAAAAUCUUAGGCAGUUUGGUUUUGGCGGUGACAGGUCUGAUGUGGUGAAUAAUGCAUGCGCACGAGUGGAGAUUUAUAACGAGGUUGAUACAUCCUUGCGCUUAGUGAAAACCGGACAUGAACUUGUACUCGCACCA